UAUCACGCAAAUUAAAAAAAAAAUCGUUUAGGGAAUGUCUAAAUGAUAAAACAUUAUUCGAAUUGUUAUAUAUGAAUAUUUUACGGAAAUAUGUGGGUGUUGAUAUCCUGUAAAAAUAUCUCUUCACUCCAGUUUACUUUUAUUAGUUCUUCAAGAGAACUAACAUAUAGAACGUAAAUAAAUAUAGGAAAAUGGGCUGUUUUAAUUGGGUCUUUUUCGCGAUUUGUGUACUCUCCAGUAUUUUUCGUUGUGAUGCGUGGGAAAGGGACAUUACUUGCCCUUUGAUCUGUACUUGCCAAUUGCAACAUUUAACCGAAACAGCUAUAUAUCGAUUUAUGCAAAAGGAGAAAAGUAAUAUUAAUGUAGAACCUGUGGAAUAUAAUGAGGUUCUUUAUGAUGAAUCUUUUGAUACUGUGGAGCUUCUGGAAAAGUCCCAUCGUGCAACCAUAGUGAGAUCAGCCACCUGCGUUCUCCAAACAGAAACGGAACCCGUAGACCUUAUCGAUUCACUUCCUUCGCAUUUGGAAAGCCUCACUCUUAUCCAGGGCUACGAGUCCGGAAAUAAGACGAUUAAAUUCAGCUGGCUGGGCAAAUUUGAAGGACUAAUAAGUCUGGAAAUUAUAGGGCCCACUGUUUUCCAUAAAGAUGUCACGAACCAUCUUUUAUGCCAGAUCGAUUUUUCCUUGGAGAAUUUGAAUUAUUUAAAUCUGGAACGUGUUCUCGUUCAGAAUUCCAAGGAACAAAUGCAAUCGUUUUUCGAUGUGCUGAAGGGGAGCGAAAAUUUGACGUUUGAAUACGUGCAGAAGAUGGAAGGGGACCCUCACGUCUUGACAAUCGUUCAGAAAAACAAUUAUGAAGAGGAUAUGGUGCCUUACGAGGUAUUUAAAGAACAACGAAAGAAUAACGGGGAAGUUCCUUUAUUUAUCGGCUUCAAAAAACUGUUGCUUUUACGAAUAACGAACUGCGAGCUCAAUAACAUCUAUUGGGAAAUGUUUGACGGACUCACAGACCUCCUUUACUUAAUGCUCGAAAGAAACAACCUCAGAUUUAUACCGUCUUUCUCGUUUUAUGGAACCCCUAAUUUAAAAUCACUAUCUCUAGCUCAUAACAAACUUUUGGAUAUCGAAAUCACAGAUCUGGCCGGUUUACUUGAACUGGAGUACUUAGAUUUAACUUACAAUAAUUUCACGCAACUUUCUGAAUUAUCUUUUCCACCAUUUCCGAAGUUGAAACUAGCUAAUUUUGCAAACAAUCCUAUAAGUACCAUUUUUCCAAACACUUUCGAAGUAAUGAACACAACUGAUUCUUUGAUUAUAGGAAGCGAAUAUAUACCUUUAACUUUACUUCCGAACUCAUUUGCGGGUCUGCGUUUGCUGCAUUCUUUAACUAUUAAUAAUGUGAAAGUAGAAUUACUAAAAAGAGACUUUUUUCUUGGCAUGCCUCAGCUGAAACAACUAAUUUUGACAGGGGAUAUUAAUAAAAUCGAAUUUGAUGCAUUUUUAGAAGUUGUAAAUUUAGAUACUUUGAUAUUAACAAACUGUAACAUUAUGAACGUCUCUAUGGAUGGUUUUAUAGGACUUAAAAAACUACAUUAUUUAGACCUUUCUAAAAAUAACUUAGAAGUACUCCCAUCAGGCGUUUUUGACGACUUGGAAAACAUUAGAGAACUAUAUCUCAAUGGUAAUAAAUUUAAACAACUGCCAAGGGACAUAUUUUCAAAAAUCCAUCCAAAACUUCUCAGAUUAAAUGACAAUCCAUGGCAUUGUUCUUGUGAAAUGAGUGAGUGGAAACCAAUAAUAGCCAACAGAAUUAAACACAAAACUUUAAAAACUUGUGAUUUCACCCAAGAUAAAGGAAUUGGAUGUGCUUCAAUGGAAAACAGAUUUGAAUACAAAUACGUCUAUGAUACAAGAAUUGGACCUAAAUGUUCAGAACCCGAACGUUACAAAAAUUGGAGUGUUUUUCACGCGAUGAGAAGAAAUUUAAAAUGUCCUGACUAUAAACCCAAACUCAAAAAACCAGUUGCUGCAAAAAACGCUACUCUGGAUUCAAACCCUAAAAAUAUCACCAAUGGAGAACAAACUACUAUUAAUAGCGUACACAAAGUUCACUCAAAAGUAGAAAAAUUGAGGCUUAAAGCUAAACUAAGGAAAGCUAAGUAUUUAAAAUAUAAAAUGAAGAAGGAUCUUAAAAGUGAAGAACCAGAAGCUCAGCCUCUUGUAGACAGUCAAAAUGACUUAGAAAAUGAAAUACAUCUAUAAAACUAAAGCUUCGAUUUUGUUCAAUAUUAUAUAUUUAUUUCUUUUCAGAAAUUAUAUUGUAUUUAUUUAUACUGAACAGUAGAUUACUAAGAUUUUAUUGUAAAUAUUUAUCAUACUUUUAAAAAUGUACAUUCAAAGAUAUAUAUUGUAAUAAUGAA
Sitophilus oryzae (rice weevil) is the source of this 2419-nucleotide messenger RNA. Its product is annotated as toll-like receptor 8. Bases 192 to 2261 code for a protein of 689 amino acids. The transcript is spliced from 3 exons. Lineage: Eukaryota; Metazoa; Arthropoda; Insecta; Coleoptera; Curculionidae. Gene Ontology annotation, molecular function: protein binding. The record is from RefSeq and is a predicted model, not a curated record.